UCUAAUUUUUUUUAGGGAAAUGGAAAUGCUCUUUUGGAUUUUCGAUAAAUAAUUAAAAUAUUUAUUUAUGAUAUUUUUUUUAAUAAACUUUCUUCCCUAUAAAUUUGACUCUAUGUUAAUAUCGUUGGUCUGGCAUAUUUUGUACACUGUUUUUCACUUUAGUCUCUACCUUGUGCACUAUUUUAGCUGAUUUUUGUUAUGUCAUAGAGUUAGAUAGAGAAAUCAGAGCCAUAGAUUUGUAAUCCUUUUUUCUCCUAUUAUAUCUAGCAGCAUCUAAGAGAUCUUUGGUUUUGAUAUCUCUGAGAAGGCAGAGGGGGCCUUUGGUGAGAGUGUUGUUGUUGUUGUGAUUCUCUGGUGGUGGCUUUGGUUGCGCUUUCGAAAGUUGAGGCUGAUUAGUGGAUUUAUGUCGGCUGAGUUUGAUUUGGCUUUGAUUGGGGCUCAGUUGCAGCUCUGGCUUUCAUCUUCUUCAAUUGUUUGUUAUCACUUGUUCACCACUGCUUUGUUGGUUUCUUCUUGCAUGAUUCUCUGCUUCUGCAGGCAGAGACUGAAUCUUGUGUUCCCGACUGUUUCGAUGCGUUUGAGAUCAAAAAGGACUUGUUCUGGAGUAGAGUGCUUUGGGGGGUUUCACAUAAAAGAACGAUUUUUCUAUCUGUUAUUGUUUCUGAGAGGGGCUCAUACUUGAUACUGCUUUGAUAGUCUCAGAUUUAGUUCCUUCUUAUUUCUCCUUGAUUUUGUUUUCAUAUUUGUCCACAAUUUUCCGGGUAGUUUUGAGGGGGGUUUUAGGUGAGUUUACCGGUUUUGCUGCUAAAAAUGCCAGAGUCUCGAAAACAAUCCAUGAAUCUAAAUAAAUCCUGCAAAAAGUCUAAAAAAAUCCUAUCAAUCUUGACUGAAGAAGAAAUCCAAAUGACUAGAAAAAUUCGAGUUAUCUUUCAUGAUCCUUAUGCCACCGAUUCAUCUUCAAGUGAAGAUGAAUCUGAGAGAACUGUUGCUAGAAAGGCCCCAAGGGGAAAGCGUGUUGUUCGUGAAAUUAAAGUUCCUGCUCCGGGUUUGGCUCCUCAGUCAAAACCCCUUGAAUCUGAGGGUUCUUCUCAAGACAGUAACUCUAAAACCCCUACUAGCAAGAAAAGGGUUUUGAGUAAAACCCUUGAAGACAAAGCUCUUGUGGCUAAAACCAAAAAACCUGUUGGUGUUCGUCAAAGGAAGUGGGGCAAAUGGGCUGCUGAGAUCAGGCAUCCCCUGAAGAAAACCAGGAUUUGGUUGGGAACUUACGACACCCUUGAAGAUGCAGCCAAGGCUUAUGACGCUAAAAAAUGGGAAGGCUACGCGGAUUGGAGGAAUAGACCUGCUUUAAGAGGCCGACACGGUGGCAUGCUUGCAGCCUCCUUUGUCUUGGUUGUGGAAGUGUUGGAGAACCUGGCGUACCUGGCAAAUGCCAGCAACCUGGUGCUGUACCUGUCAAAGCACAUGCACUUAUCUCCAUCCAAAUCGGCAAACAAUGUCACUAAUUUCAUGGGGACUGCCUUCCUUCUGGCAUUGCUUGGAGGCUGCUUAUCUGACGCUUUCUUCACUACUUAUCACAUCUACUUGAUAAGCGCACUCAUCGAAUUUCUGGGCUUGAUCAUUCUUGCCAUGCAAGCUCGGACGCCUUCCCUAAAGCCUCCAGAAUGCAAUCCGUCCACCCCCUCCAAUCCAUGCCAAGAAGUUGGUGGUGGGAAAGCAGCUAUGCUUUUCAUAGGCCUUUAUCUUGUGGCACUUGGUGUUGGAGGGAUAAAGGGGUCUUUACCAACACAUGGCGCUGAGCAGUUUGAUGAGAGUACCCCACAGGGAAGGAAGCAAAGAUCGACCUUCUUCAAUUACUUUAUCUUCUGUCUCUCAUGUGGUGCGCUUAUUGCCGUAACAUUUGUUGUGUGGAUUGAAGAUAAUAAGGGAUGGGAGUGGGGUUUUGCCAUCUCCACAGUUGCAAUAUUGUUGUCAAUCCCAAUCUUCCUCGUUGGCUCAACAUUUUACAGGAACAAAAUACCCUUUGGCAGCCCACUUAAAACCAUUAGCAAGGUUUUGGUUGCUGCUAUGCUGAAUAGUUGCAUGAGCAGAAGUCCACGCAAUGCAAUUGCUUACCUGGCCGCAAGCCCUUAUUAUCCAACUGAAACCAGCAAGGAAGCAGAAGACAAUGCGAAACAAAGUAAGCAGCCGGAUCAAAUCCCAACUGAAAGCCUCAAAUUUCUAAACAGAGCGGUGGUGAACAAGCCAGCUAACCCAGCAUUUGAAUGCUCCUUGCAGCAAGUAGAGGAAGUCAAGAUUGUGCUAAAAAUCCUUCCCAUAUUUGCUUGCACCAUUGUUAUCAACUGCUGCCUAGCUCAGCUCUCCACAUUUUCCGUUGAACAAGCUGCUACUAUGAACAGUAAGCUUGGUUCAUUGAAAAUCCCACCGGCAUCCCUGCCAGUUUUUCCUGUGGUCUUCAUCAUGAUCCUAGCCCCAGUUUACGAUCACUUCAUUAUCCCAUUUGCUCGGAAAGUAACAAAAACCGAGAUGGGAAUCACUCAUUUGCAACGAAUUGGAAUUGGUUUAUUUCUUUCCAUUAUAGCCAUGGCAGUGGCAGCUCUUGUUGAAAUUAAGCGAAAGAGAGUGGCAACUGACUCAGGGCUGCUUGACUCUACCAAUCCAUUACCCAUUACAUUUUUUUGGAUUGCUUUGCAGUACUUGUUCCUGGGGUCAGCGGAUCUUUUCACCUUGACAGGGUUACUAGAAUUUUUCUUCACUGAGGCGCCCUCAAGCAUGAGAUCGUUGGCUACAUCUCUUUCCUGGGCUUCCCUGGCAAUGGGGUAUUAUUUAAGCUCGGUAAUUGUAUCAAUAGUAAAUAACCUGACUGAUAACUCAGGGCACAAGCCAUGGCUCUCUGGUCAUACAAUAAAUCAUUACCAUCUGGAGAGAUUCUACUGGCUUAUGUGCGUUCUUAGCGCAUUAAAUUUCUUGCAUUACCUUUUCCGUGCCAUGCGCUACAAAUACAGAUCAGCAGGACCUACCAAGUAAAACAACCAGGGGCAAGUCUGCGGUUGAUUUGUUCUGCUCAAGCAAUUGGCUUGAUUAAGUUAAAUGUCGCAUCUCGGUAGAGAAAGAAUUCAGACCAAUGCUGCAAUACAAACUUCAGCCCGAUGCUAUCCAAUUGCCAAUUACAUAAAAGCCAGACUCAGUACUUAUCAAAUAUUGUUGUUAAGCCAGUAAAUAGGCUACUAUUUCAAAUCAGUGAUGGCUAUCGCAUCUGAUAUUUUUGCUUACUAGAUAUUUAGCUUUCCCUGUUGAGCCUUGCGUUUGCUGCUCUUUGUUUAGCCUGUUUGGUUAGUUUUAUUCUCGAUUCUGGUUUGUCUUUAGCUUCCUUUAUACCAGCCUUGGCUGUUAAUAAACUUGAUC
Molecule: messenger RNA, 3405 nt
Organism: Durio zibethinus
Lineage: Eukaryota; Viridiplantae; Streptophyta; Magnoliopsida; Malvales; Malvaceae
Source: RefSeq, a predicted model, not a curated record